UUUACAUUUCAGAUAUAUGUAUGACAAUUGUAGAAGUGCAUAUACUAAAUGAAUCAUAAAGAACGCUUUAUUUUGCUUAUUUGCUUUAUUAUUUGGCAUUCUUUUGAGGUUAGAUUGACAGUAAUGUGGAUGAAUAUGGGUUCGAAAGACCACAAGAUUUUGAUUAUGGACCUUACGAGGAGUUUAUGUCAGAAUAUUUAGUAGUGUUAGCCAAAAGAGCGAAGAAAUGGUCCGAAAUCAUUGGGGAAGGAAAGUCUCUACAAAGGAGUAUUACAAUAAAGCGUUAUAUCCGUAAAGGCAUUCCAGGAGAACAUAGGGGAAUGGUUUGGCUAGCUGUGAGUGGUGGAGAAGAACUAAGAAAUGCAUCUCCUAAUUUAUAUCAGAAGUUAUUGGAAGGGCCACAUAAUCGUGAGAUCAGUGAUAUUAUAAAAACUGACCUACCACGUACAUUUCCAGACAAUAUAUUUUUUAAUAAUAUAGAAAAUCAACAGCAGCAGUUAUUUAAUAUAUUACUGGCUUUUGCUCAUCAGAACACUAAUGUUGGGUAUUGCCAGGGACUAAAUUAUAUAGCGGGAUUAUUGUUAUUAGUAACAAAAAGUGAAGAAACAGCAUUCUGGUUAUUGAAGACGAUGAUUGAAAAAAUUCUUCCAGAUUAUUAUACACCUACUAUGGAUGGACUCCUCACAGAUAUCGAUGUUCUUGCAGAACUUGUCAAAAUUAAAAUGCCUGAUAUUUACCAACAUGUAACAGACAUAGGAUUACCAUGGGCAGUUAUUACCACAAAGUGGUUUGUAUGUUUAUUUGCAGAAGUUUUACCUAUAGAGACCACAUUGCGAAUAUGGGAUUGCCUUUUUUACGAAGGCAGUAAGAUAAUAUUUCGAGUUGCACUAACUCUUAUUAAAAGGAAUAGAGAAAAUUUGCUAUCAUGCAAAGACUUUUCAACACUAGCUGAAUGUUUUAAAGAAAUCACAAAAGACAGUAUCGUUUUACGAUGUCAUGACUUUAUGCAGAGUAUCUUUAAAGUGCCUGGAUCAUUUCCUGGAAGUUUAAUAGUAAAAUUGCGGACAAAAAUUUCCCAACAACACAUGGAACAGAAACAAGCAAAAUUGGUGCGGUAGUACUGAUUUCACAAAAUAUAUUACUCACAAACAUACUCUAGUCAAGAUGGCAUCAAAUAUAUCUACUAAGUUUUAUACAA
Molecule: messenger RNA, 1198 nt
Organism: Orussus abietinus
Lineage: Eukaryota; Metazoa; Arthropoda; Insecta; Hymenoptera; Orussidae
Product: growth hormone-regulated TBC protein 1-A
Exons: 7
Coding region: 186-1118 (310 amino acids)
Source: RefSeq, a predicted model, not a curated record